AUGGCGAAGACAUCAAAAAUCGUUCCUAAGAAGGAAAAAGCUUCUUCUUCGCGGCCGGCCGGCGAUAAAAAGCUGGUGGAGCCACGCAUCGAAGAGUGUGUUCCUGGGAAGCGUGACCUCACCUCUGACUUCAAGGUCGAUAAACCCUCAUCGGUGCCUGGUCACUGCCUCGUAGAUACUUCCGUCUUGAGGCCGCCCCCACCUGGGGAAGAGGAGGCCCCGAAACCGGCUAAGGAUAAGAAGAGAAAAAGGGUUUCGAUCUUCGAAACUCUGAAACCAAAGAAAAGCAAGGCUCAAGAAGAAGACGACAAAGACGGCGAUUUCAGGCUGGUGGCUCGAAGGAAGAGCGUCGAAGUCCCAAAGGCCGCUGAGCCGGCUGUGACCGAAGAAGUUCAGCCUCGGGCUGAGGAGGGCUUGGAAAAUGCCCCGAGCAGAGUCCCCCAGUCAGCGAGGGCUGAUGUUGCUUCCCACCGAGAUGCGUAA
This is a messenger RNA of Nicotiana attenuata, 483 nucleotides long. RefSeq lists its product as uncharacterized. The record is from RefSeq and is a predicted model, not a curated record. The transcript is spliced from 3 exons. NCBI's taxonomy places the organism in Eukaryota, Viridiplantae, Streptophyta, Magnoliopsida, Solanales, Solanaceae. The coding region runs from base 1 to 483 and encodes 160 amino acids.